Molecule: messenger RNA, 1396 nt
Organism: Triticum dicoccoides
Lineage: Eukaryota; Viridiplantae; Streptophyta; Magnoliopsida; Poales; Poaceae
Exons: 2
Coding region: 371-1084 (237 amino acids)
Source: RefSeq, a predicted model, not a curated record
GGCACGCACCGCACUCGGACGCUUUCGCUUUCACCGAGCAGGCCAGAGCUCAUACGUAGCAAAGCUGACACCUUCGCCUUCUAGAUCCCAGCGUAUCCGCCGCGGUCACCAUCGGCAGAUCACGAGCCCGCCCCCGUGGCCCGGACUGGAGGUGCAUACGCGUACGCGCGUCGUCGUCUCCAUACGCUCGCCAUCACGCGCACCGCCUUUCCUCCUCCCCGGCCUCCUCCUCAAGUACCAAAUCAGCCGUCGCGCUCUCCACCACCACAACCACUUCUCCAUCCUCCUCCUUGCACCGUCGCAUCAACCUCGUAGCCGAAUCGACGACGCGCGCGCCCACCCACUACUGCUUCGCUCGGCCUCUCGCGCCAUGCUGCAGGCGGGCUCGGAGCGGGCGGCCCCGCUCCCGGGCGCGGCGAGGCUGUGGGUGCCGGGGAUGAGCCCCGUGGCGGCGGACGGGGCGUCGGCCAGGGCGCGGGAGAUCGCGCGGAGGCGGGAGGAGAUGCUCGGCAUGCUGCGCGACCUCCCCGAGGCCGAGUACGAGCUCUCCCUCACCGACCUCGUCGACAAGACCGCCGCGGCCGGGGCCAACGGCUGUGUGGGCGUGGCGCCGCUACCGGCCGAGAGGAAGGAGGCGAGCCCGAGCCCGAGCCCCUUGGGUCUGGCCGAGCGGUCCGCGUCCAGCGGGCAGGCCGAGCCGCAGCAGCCGGCGAGGGCGACGGAGAAGCGGGGCUCCGCGAGGCGGCGCGGGGAUGGCGGCAGCGGGAGCGGCCUCCGCAGCAGCAGCGACGGCGUCCUGCUCAACUUCUACAUGCCGCGCUCCUUCACGCGCAGCUUCACCGCGCCGCGCCCCGCCCGCACGCCCUCCUUCUCCAACUCCGGCCGGGCCGCCAGCGCCGUCGCCCCCGACGACUGCAACAAGAGGGAGAGAGACGGCGACACGGUCAGGUGCUGGCCGCUGCCGUGGGACCGGCGGUGGCGCAAGUCGAGCCGGCAGCGGCAAGACCCGGCCUCCGCAACGUCCGGCGAGCUGUCGGCGAUGCUGGCGGCGGCGGACCACUCUGCUCCCGCGGACAAAGUCUGAAGACCUUUAUCUUCCUUAGGUGAACCAUGGUGAGCUCUUCUAAACGGCAUCUGCCUCGGAGAAAAAGAAGACGGAUCUACCAAACUACUUUUGGAUCUUGGAUGUGCAUGUUUCUGCGGUUCUGUACAUACGUACUGUACUUCACACGCAACGCAAUACUGUCUGGUUGUUUAGUUUGUGCUAUGAAUGCGGUGUAGGAGUAGCAUGGACUCCAUGUAUCUCGGGAACUAAUUGCCUGUAUAGUAUAGAACGAAGAUGAUUUGGCAUUCCCGGGCAGGAUCAAAUGCAACGGAGAGGCAUGUUUUUUAUUUA